AUGGACCUGCAGAUGCCCAAGAUGGACGGGCUGGCAGCCACGCGCGUGAUUUUGGCGUCGUGCGAGGAGGAGGACCGCGGCCUGGUCACGCCACCGCCCUCGCCCUCGCUGCCGCUCGCCACCUCAGCCUACCUGGCCUCGUCGCGCUCGCCCUCGCCCUCGCUCCCGCGCUUCCCCGCCGCUGCCCUCCGUCUCUCCUCCUCCUCUCCGGCCUCCUCUUCCACCACCUCUCCAGUCAUGCCCAGCUCCACCACCAGCUCCACCAUCUCGUCGCCCUCAUCGCCAACCACACCAUCACCAUCAUCAACAACAUCACCACCACCACCAUCACCACCAUCAUCAUCGCCAUCAUCACCGUCAUCGUCGUCGGCGUCGGUGGGGUGGUCGCUGCGGCAGGUGAAGCGACCACAGAUCAUCGCGGUGACGGCCAACGUGUACGAGAGCGACCGGGAGGCCUGCGCCGAGGUGGGCAUGGUCGACUUCCUGGGCAAGCCGCUCCUCAAGUCCAGCCUCGAGCGCUGCCUGCGCCGCGCGCGCCACCGGCUCGCCGAGGAGCGACGACCUGGGUCCCUCGCGGGCCCGGACGCCAGGUCUGCCGUGUCAUGA
Messenger RNA from Acanthamoeba castellanii str. Neff, 606 nucleotides. RefSeq lists its product as uncharacterized. The transcript is spliced from 2 exons. The record is from RefSeq and is a predicted model, not a curated record. Gene Ontology annotation, biological process: phosphorelay signal transduction system. Bases 1 to 606 code for a protein of 201 amino acids. Lineage: Eukaryota; Discosea; Longamoebia; Acanthamoebidae.